Ogataea angusta is the source of this 6438-nucleotide messenger RNA. RefSeq lists its product as uncharacterized. Lineage: Eukaryota; Fungi; Ascomycota; Pichiomycetes; Pichiales; Pichiaceae. Gene Ontology annotation, cellular component: Golgi apparatus; endocytic vesicle; membrane. The transcript has a single exon. The record is from RefSeq and is a predicted model, not a curated record. Gene Ontology annotation, biological process: intracellular protein localization; retrograde transport, endosome to Golgi; endocytosis. The coding region runs from base 1 to 6438 and encodes 2145 amino acids.
AUGGACAAGUUUGCUUUCACCCAAUUGCAACCAAUUUUGUUGCAGAACAAUGACAAAGAGUCUGGCCACGCCGUCCAGGCUGGUAUUGCAACGUUUUUAACCAAUCUCCAUACACAUUUGGAGUCCGAGGACCUUGACAACCCGAGUUUGACGUUUGCGAUCGAACAGCUGGAUCUGUUCAUCGACCAUUUUACGACCACAUUCAAUGACGUCCCCGAAAUUCAUCAUUUGUCUACACGGAUAAACACGCUUAUGGCGAAGACUUACACAUUGGUGUUAUCACAGAUGUUGAAGAAUGCACACGACAAAUUCAACAUCAAACUUAUUGAUGUCACUAAUAAAAUGGUUAAUCUAUUAGCAGACGUGAAAAAGCUCUCCAUCAAGUCAACAUGGUACUCCUCGCUGAAACAUAUGGCAUUGGCUUUUCUACAGUUGGCAUUUGCGCAAUUCGGCGGAUUCCUUAAUUCAUACAAAAGUCUGAUGCUAACCACUCUCUACAAAUAUCUCACUAAAUGUCAUGACAAUUACAAUACGGCAAUCGACUCGGGAAUCUUCAAAGCGAACUAUUUCACAGAUAUGGUGCUGGCCAUAGAUAUAAUUUUGAGUAACGACAACAGCUCCAAUACUUUGGACGAUAAACUCUUGGGAAGACUCUUGAAGCUUACGAAAUAUCUCACACAGAAGAACUCAUCUAACAUAUACAUUUACCCAUUGCUCAGUGUAUCAUAUGCAUACAACAUUCUGGUCCACCUACUGAAAUCGGACAGAUAUGUAAUCUCGAUCAUAGGCAAGAAAAACACACCUUCCGUCACCAGUUACCUCGCGUCGAUUACGUCCUAUUUAAGUGAACUAAUAACUGCCCUCUCCACUCAAAAACACAAGCUUCGAAUCUCAAUAUCCAAAAACAUAGCUGACCUUCUCGUCUUUAAUGUCAUUGUUUUCGGUGUGAAUCUUGGUGAGGAGGAAAAGUGUUUUGAGUAUACUUUAAGUUAUUUGGUUGCCAAUUACACAAAAGAAUCUCAGACUGAAGAGAUCCGCAUUGGCCUAAUUGAAGCCAUAAUUCAGUUCAUGUCGAAAAUGAAUCUGUAUUACACCACGAAUAGCGUUCGCAUUGGCUACAAAAAUGGUACUAAUUACAUGAGCCUCAAAUUCCUCGACACUUUGAAUAUUAUCUAUUACCACAUUUUCGGCAAAGGCGUGGCCACUAGUCAGCUGAAAUUCUCGAAAGACGACAAGUUUUUCAGAGUUACAGAUACACUCGAUAAUCCAAUAGAGAUCCUUAACCAAAUUGAUUGUCUUUACUCCUUUUUCCUGAGAGAGGUGGACUCGGACAUUAAUAGACUCAUCAUUCUUUCCAAAAUUGUGUACGGAGGUACACCAGAAAUCAAGGCGGUGAGGUUUCCUUCUCUGAUAGAAGCGGUUCCUGCCCCAGAUCACGAAGUCGAUAAUCAGUAUUAUGUACUGUCGCUGCUCAAACUAUCUCAGUUGCUUAUUGAUCAGCUUGACGAGUACGUUCUUUCUCAGCAAGAUGGUAUCUCAGACUCUCACGACUCGUUCGCAUCACAGCUUUGCAGUACAUUGUUUGAGCUUUGCAAACAUAAGAACUUCAAGAUCAGAGUCGUUGCGGUGGACUCUAUCACGAGGCUUAUCUCCAUCAAGCCUGAACUGUCUUUCGAUAUUUUGAACGAAGCACUAUCCAUUCUCUUGGCGUCCUUUGACGAAAAUAAAGGUGACAUGAACUUCUUGUUCAACGAGAACCAUGGGCUUGCGUUCCUGAUCGCUUCUAUUCUUUCUACUUGUCCGAAGGAGCAUAUCAAUGCCGAUUUUGUUCUUCAAGUAUUUUCUAUCUCAACCAGCUUCCUGAAAAAAUUCAACUCAACCGUCAUCAUGGGUAAUCUCUUUGGAUCAGGUUCGGGAAACUAUGUCUCAAACGUCAACUACGAGAAGCAGCUUGUCAGUUGGAUCAUCCUUAUGGGCCUUUUCAAUUACGCUACUGAGAACGAUGGCAGCUCGGGGAGUAAUUUUUUCCUCUUGGAGAGUUCGCAAUUCAUCACAAUUUGGAAAAACCUUCUCACCCAUUCCAUGCCUUCCGACUUUGUUCAGACGUCAACUGUUGACGGAUUCACUAGGAUUACCAAUUUGAACGAGAUAAUGAAGCUGGUGGAAAUAAAAAACCAGUCUUUGGUGUGUCUCUUGAGCUAUAUUAACUAUUUGUCGUCAACUAAAACUUCCAUUGAAAGUUCUUCUAGAUCAAGCUUGCUGACACCCGAGAUUGCCCUGUCACUCAGCCAGAUCAUCAAUAAAAGCUUUGUGUUUAUUUCAAACCUCAAAAUGCAGAUUUCAAACUUGUCUGUGCCGCCAAUGCUUGAGAGAACCAUUAAGCUUCAUAAACUUCGUGUCUAUCAGAAUCACAUUAAGCUGCAUCCGUUUCUGCCCAAAUCCGACUCGAACUCCAAUCUUCUGCUAGAUGUUGUGGAUAACGUGUGCAGGUCGGGUAUCAAGACCAAAAAACUCAAUACUUUCAAGGUUGAUGAGCUGCGAAUCAAGUCGACCACCCUGCGGAAACAGAAACCAUCAAAUGAGAUUAAAACACUCGACGAGCUACCAUUCCAAAGUCUCUACACAGUUGAAUCGAACAGAGUCAGGAGUCAUUUAGCGCCGCUGACAGUGUUUGACACUAUUGGUAUCAGCCAAUCGUCAUUCGUGAACGACUACCUGAUGUAUCUAUAUCAGGGCUCUUCAAAUUUUGGAUACACUGACUUCUGCUUGUCCCCUCCUGACGUCGACACGAUGCUUGUGGAUAUCUCUGUGGAAAUACUGGCACUGUCGUUCGGCUUUCUCUCUAGCAAGGUGCAAGUUUCGAUCUUGGAGAACAUUCAAGACAUUUUGUUUCCCAACUCGGGACAUGCGUCCAUCAGCACUGUACAAAAUAUCUGCGUCUCUAUUCAUAGCGUUGCCAGUUAUAUGCACAAUCAUAAUGAGGCUCUCGAGCAGUCAGGUUCCUAUUCGAAGGUGGAGCUUUCUAACUCGGUAAGCAUGUUGCUAAUCGACUUGUUGAAAAGAAUUCACGCUGAUUAUUUUGAGAUUGUCGGACUCGCAGAAUUAAACUCGGAUGCGAUAGGCCUUAUUUGCUCGUUGACGGCAUCAAAGGAGAGUCUAUUGUUAGACCAGAUUGCUAUUUUCAUCAAAUCGAUUGUGCAAAAUGCAGAACCCAACUCACGCUCGUUCGACUCGCUCACGCUGUCCAAGAUCUCGGAAUACUCUAAUCUGAUGAACAUCUCAAAUAUUUUCAGCGUAUUGUUGACCUUGAUAUUGGAUCCUCACCCCCUGGUUCAUGCAUCCGCAUUGGACUCACUCACAACCGUUAUUUCGUGUCAGCGGCAGAGUGAGCUUAUUGGGCCUUUGCUGACAGAUGUAUUUGUGGCGAUGGAAAAAGUACUGAACUCUGAUGACUUUGGAUUUAGCUCACCUGUCACUGUGUCCUCGAACUUUAAUUACCAUACAGGGCAAAACUCUGUUGUGCUAUUGGCCAGACUAGUUCGUGUUGUGAUCAACAGCACAGGCCCUGCCAUCGGUCUUUGGGACAUUUCACAGAAGCAGAAACUAAAGAAUAUACUUUUUGGGCUGGUCAACCUUGAAAAGAAGGAGUUCGAGGCAAUAUCAAGAGAGUUACUCAAGGCUUUGGAGGAACUGCUGAUUUUUGACAAAUCGCUGAUUUCGAUGGAAGCAUAUAUCAGAUUUGUGAAAUUCACGAUCAUCAACAAUAUCAAAGUGGGCGUCUCCGACGGGCAUUACAUCGACAGUGAGGAGUCGAGGGAGAUAUACCCUGUCACAACGAGUGAUAUCAACUGGAAGCUCGCGCUAGAGUCUUAUAGCCAGUUAUUGAAGUUAGGAAAUACCAUUGAUUCCGAGAUGGAGCAAUUACUAUGGAUAGCGUUGGAGUAUGCUGAUAGCUCCACAGUCAAAGAGGUAUUUGGUAACCUUUUGGAGUUUUCUUCGGUUGCAGAGAAAAUGCAAUGGUUUGAGAAACUCGUGAAGCUAUUCAAUUUGAAAAAGCAAGUACUCUACGAGCCGUUGCUCUCCAUAUACAGGAAGAGAAUCAACCAUUCUGGUGCACUUUUUAAUCCUAUGAGAUUCAAGAAGCCCAUCUCUACCAAACCAAAGCCUAAGUCAAAAUCGAGCACCCCCGUUCCUGCUCCUACCUUGAAACCCGAGCAUUCAGAUUUGGAGAUGGAGGACGAAGGCGAGACGUUUGCUCAUUCUGAAGAUGAGUCGUCUGUCAAGCGUGAAGAUACUAUAGAUUCUUCACGAAAUGAGACUAAGCAACCUCUUGCGCAUGCCACGAUGAUUCAGUCGAUGGUGCUAGAAAAUGAGACCACGAAGUGGAAAUUCAAAAAGUACAUUCUUCAGCUGCUCACUGUCGUUGUUUCAGGCGCAAGAGAUGACUCUAGACUGCAGAAAUAUAUUUCUACCAAGAUAUCUGAGCUCGUUGAGAUCGCCUUCAUUUGCUCAACUUCGAGUCUGAAUCAGCUUCGAGUUUCCUCCUUAGAAUUGAUAGGGGAUAUUAUUGACAUAUAUGGCAACAUGAGCGACCCCGUGUACCCAGAGGUCUCUCUGCUUGGACAGCAGUCAGCUCAAAUCACGACGGCAAUUGUUCCAGCAUUCAGCAGAGAUUCCAACAUUGGACUCGCAUGUACUGCCGUCGUUUUGGCCUCGAAGCUGCUGAGCAGUAAUAUUGGCCAAGUGAGUCGUAUGCAUCGUAUCGUCAACGUUUUGACCACAUCCCUAGAAGAGUUCGCACACGCAAAGGGCUCUGGCAACGAGAUGUCCCACGGUGCACCUGUGAACUUGAAGAUUGGUGAAGUCUCUGUUCUUACCACCAAAUCUCAGAACAAGCUGCUGGUGUACAUUUUACAAGCCUGGUCGAGAAUCAAGGUGAAUGCUGCGGACAACUCAGAGACAAGCCAGAUGGUGGACAAGUACAUCAACAUUUUGACCCCUCUCUGGUUGUAUUCCCUGCGCGAUUUUGCGAUGAUGAAGUACGGUAGUCAGUUCUUGGUCACCAAUGCCGACGAUGUGGACAUCCAUACAUAUGAGCAGUGUUGGGUAGAUUUUGUUGAGGUCAUUGGUGUGAUUGCAAUCGAAAACCCCACGCAUCUGAACGAGCUCUUGCGCGAUGACGGAUCGAACUUUUUUUUGGUUCUUUUUGGCCAAUGCAUUGAGCAUUUGAUCAAGGUCUCAUCCAAAACAAAACAGACUAUAACAGCAUAUGAUAUCCGCGUUUUGGAUGCUUUGGCAGGAAUCUUGAAACUCAAAUCGGGGCUGCAACUGGUUUUUGAUGACUCUAUUUUUGUCGAGUUCAUUGAUCUGCUAGACAGGCUCGUUCUGAUCUCUAAACCCUCGUUCAAAAUGAAGAUACUGGAGUUGGCCUCUGGGGUGUUCGAGUCUUAUUUCAUGACCUCUUCGAGCUCCAAGAGUCCGGAAGAGCUUCAUAGUGAUGUGGACAAACUGUUUGAGCUGCUCAGAAUUAAUAUGCUGGCAAUUACUCAAAUCCUUCCAUUUAUCAGAGAUCGGGAGUUGGGAAAGACUCCGCUCAAAGAAAUUGAGAGUCAAGAUUUGAUUCUUUUGAAGAAAGCGUUUGACCUGUCGCUGAAUAUGAUUGCAUACCUUCCUGAAGUGAUCCAGCUGGACUUGCACACUUGUUUUCUCUACGCCUUCACCCUGAUUUACGAGCUGAAUAAUUCAGAUAUCAUUGCAAUACUUCUGCCAACGCUCAAAAAGAUCAUUUCCAGUAUCGCACAUAUCGACUCUAAAAACUCCAGCACAUCUCGUUUCUUCCAUUCAAUCAAAAAACAUUUGCACGUUUCCAACAAAAACUCGAUUCUCACUGUUUUCAUCGUGAUCACUACAACUGACGAGUUGCACUUAACGGAAGAAGAAGCAGGCAAGGUUUCAGACUUUAUCAUUAGUGGCUUGCUUUCCGAAGAGACUAGCUUGAAUACGAUCUCUACACAAACGAUCAAAACGCUGAUAAGAAAUAACGAGAAGACGGGUCUCAUCCUGGAAAAAUUGAUUCCUCAGUUAGUGGAUCAGGUAUACCAGUCUAAGCUGAAAGAGCCAAGACUGGUUCUCGAGAUAUUAAUCGUGUUGACUAGAUCCGUCUCGUCGGACAAAGUUGAGGGGUGCCUAAAGAUUUGCGUUCCAAUCAUUCUCUGGUUUGAUGAGUUCACUUCACAGAAGUACGAGAGUUAUCUCCACCACAAGCUUCUUGACCUCAUUCAACACUCACCAGCUCACUUCAAGACAUUUGUUGAUUCGUGUUCUGAAGAUCAAAAACAGAAACUUGAGAGGCUGGUCAAGCUAGCAACCGCUCCAGAGAUUGAAACAGAAACUGUACUAGAAGAGUUCUCACACAUUAAGCUGAAGACUUUUGGCUAA